Molecule: messenger RNA, 3048 nt
Organism: Peronospora belbahrii
Lineage: Eukaryota; Oomycota; Peronosporomycetes; Peronosporales; Peronosporaceae
Source: the annotation of a GenBank genome assembly
AUGUCACCGUCAUCCACAAUCAUCAAGCAUUGCCAAACGCUACAAGAACUAUAUGUUGUGCUUCGAAUGAAUCGAAAGCUCGAGUUUUAUGACACUAGAAGUGCGAGUAGUGAUAUUAGUGAUCAUAUCACGUCAGGGAAUAAGAUUGAAUCCGUUUAUCUCCAGGGUUUUGCUGGAUGGGAUGGUGAUGGAUUAUUGAAAAUUGAUUCCUACGGUCUCGAGCUUAAGGUUGAAAGUAAUAUCAAGUCACGCAUGCAUUUAGCAGCUUUCAAUCGUGUGGAUCUUGAGAAAUGGUGUCGUGGAUUUAUUGCGGUGUUGGAUCCACAUAGUGAACCGGGGCUAGAGGUUCGACGUGAACGACGGCGCUUAAAGAAAGAAGCGAAACGAUUACAGGAAGAACGGGAAGAAAAAAUUCGUCAAUGGAAAGCGAAAAAAGCAAAAAUGAUCAAAGAAGAGCAGGAUAAAAUGUUAGCAAGAGAGGAAGAGAUUAACAACAUGACGCCAUUGGAACGAAUCGAUGGACUUGGUUCAUUGGAUGAGGAUACAGCAAAGAUGCUGGAAAAACGAAAAAUGAGAUUACAACGCCGACAAGCACCGACAACUGGGAGAGUGAAUAAAAUUGCGUAUCGCCGACGGAUGGAAGAAGCAGCAGGUGGUAAAACAGAUAAUGUCCAACCAUUACACACGAAGAUUGUAGAACAGAAAGUUAAAGUUCGUGUGGAACUUCCUCCUCCUGGGCAAUUUUUUGAAAUUGGUGGUAUUGUGCACAACGAUGGACCAAUGCGCUCGGGAUUUUCUGGAAGCGAUAUGUCGGACAGCUCAUCAAUGUCAUCACGGCUUUCUUCUGUUUCGUCUGCUGCAGGAUCCAAGUAUGAUGUUGGUACGAACAACGUACCUCCUCUUUCUUCUUCGCUGCCACGUCGAUCCACCAAUACCUCUCGAGUUUCAAUGUCUUCUAGAGCAUCGAUGGGUAUUCCACUGCCACCCCCACCACCCCCACCACCCCCACUCUUUGAUCACCGUAGCUUUAACGAUAAAGAGUUUCGCCUUUCAAGAUCCAGCAGCAGUUUGCGCAGCUCAUCUUUCGACUCUUUUGCUUUUGAUCGGGAUGAAGAACCUGUGGCAUCGCGGUCUUCUUUUUUCCAAAGUAGUCACCGUGUAUCAGAUGCAGACGAGGCGAAACAGAACAUUCAAAGCAAUUUUGCAGCCAUUUUAGGUGGCAAAAGGUCGAAAUCUACAUCACGAACGUCACACGCAAGCCAUCGACGGGACUCGUUUGGGUCAACCAUGAGUUCGGUCAGAACUGCGUCGUAUGCAGUACCAGAACGGGAGUCGAGGACGAAAAUGAAUCGAUUGGUUGGCAGUAACGACCCUCCUGCCUCAGAACCCUCGAUGGUAAAUGCGUUUGCUGCUAGUCUUGCUGCAAUUCGCCGCAACCGAGCUGAUACGGUUGAAGAUGUGGGUAUUGCUAAUGGGGUGGCAAGCCCGGUAGCAACUACCAGACUUAACGGGAGCUUGCGCGAUCGAAAACGUAGCUCUCAGCUUAGUGCUGAGGGGAAAGAGAUAUUGAAGAAGGCAAUGAGCAGUAAUGGCGCGCAAGAUGCAACAACCAAAGCUAAGACAAACGCUAAUACAGGCCGAAGGGGGCUUUUUGAUGAUAGCAGCAGCGAUGAAGAUGAAGGAUCGGAUACUGAGUUGUUUAGCGUGGGUGAGCGGCAGCGCAAGGCAGUGAGCAGCACCUGUAAUGCUUCAAAUAGUACACGUUUCAGUGAUUCGAGUGCGGGCGCACGCUCUAAUCUAAAGAAGAAGGUCCACUUGGAGCCGUCUUCGAGCAGUGAUGAGGAUAUAUCAAGUGACUCUGACUCCAACAACGAAACGUCACUCGUUGCACGACAAAAUACCGCAGCCGCAGUUCCGGGUAAUGUCAACAAUGUUGGAGCCGGCGGAGCAGGACCUAGUGUUGUUGUGCUGUUCAAAACGUCUGCAUUGCGCGUGGAGGGCAAAAAAUCGGUUGGCGUGUUUACGUUUACGCUACAGUUUGGAAAUUUGGAGCAUAGUUUUUCAUUCACGUACUCGGAGUUUGAAGAAAUACACACGCGAUUGGCAUCGGCUUUGCCGGGGAUCACGAUGCCGAAGUUUCCUCCUAAGCACCGCUUGCGCAACAAUACGAAACCCGAGAAUAUGGCAAAGCGUGCACAAGAGUUUCGCUUGUAUUUGCAACAGCUGGUUGCUUUACCUGAAGUGUUGUCGAACGAGCGGUUCAAGUUUGAAUAUCACAUUGAUGGUGUCUUUGCGCGGGCAUUAUCAAACGAUCAAAAAUCCAACAGAAGUGUAGCAAAUAGUGCCGCCGGCUCCAAUGGCCGACCUCCGAGAAGCCCAGUUGCACCCAUGUCAAGAAAGGCGCUAGGAUCUCCCGCUUCUUUAUCUCCACUCGUAAGUCGUCCUAUCCAAGCUGCUAAAUCGAGGGGAUCGAAGGGGCUUUUCGGCUUAGAUAACUCUAAUUCCGACCCAGAGUCUGACUCUGACACGUCGGUCGACCCUCCGACGCCUUUAGCAAGGCAGCAGCGGCGCGAAUCUGCAACUUCAUCAACCUUGCGGAGGAAACUAAAAAAGUCUGAGCUGUCGGACAGUGGUAUCAACUCGGUUUUUGAAGAAGCUAAGAAGAGUCGAUCACGGUCACGGCUGAGCUCUCGAGCAAGUUCUCGGGCAAGCUUUGCGUUACCUGUUUCUGCUACAGAAUCUCCAAAGCCAGCUGUGCAAGACCUUCUCCCUGUUCGCCCGAAUCCAUUUGCAGGCGGUCGUGGCGAUCUGCUUGCCGCAAUCCGGCAGGGUGCUCAGCUAAAGAAAGCUAGUGGUGGAUCGGCCGUUGGCAGCUCGUCUGGAGAUGUAUCAAGCACUAUGCAACCAUUAGCGCCACCACCUGCCUUCACGCAACCAAGUUCUAUUAACGAAGCUAUCACGAAUGCUAUGGCAAUGCGUCGUAUUCAGGUGGAAUACGAGGAGACAGUCUCGAACGUAAACUCGGACUCGGAUGACGAUUGGGAUUAA